Microthlaspi erraticum is the source of this 3198-nucleotide messenger RNA. NCBI's taxonomy places the organism in Eukaryota, Viridiplantae, Streptophyta, Magnoliopsida, Brassicales, Brassicaceae. The record is from the annotation of a GenBank genome assembly.
AUGGACACGUGUCAAAAUCUGACGGCAGUUCUCAAAGCAACCGGGCAAUUUCCAUGGAAACAGAGACCAAGUCAUGUCUUUUUGGUUCUUCUCCUCUGUUUUGCAAGAGAGAAUAACUUGAAAAAGGUUUCUCAACAAAAAGCCUUCAUGAGCAAUAUAAAGCUAGGCGUUGAAGUCAUAAGCGCACAUGGUCUGUUCCACAGAGACAAGCAAAACUCAUGUAGCCCUUUCGUGGAGCUCAAGUUCGACAACCAGAUAUUCCGCACAACCACAAAACCUAACGACCCAAACCCGGUCUGGCACGAGUGUUUCUACUUCCUUGUCUCAGAUCCUUCCGUCCUGUCCACCCGUACACUCGAAGCCCAUGUCUACAGCUACCAGAACGAAUCCGAAGCUAAGCCCUUUCUUGGCAAAGUCCGAGUCAAUGGAACAUCCUUUGUUCCUCGCUCCGAAGCAACUCCUUUCAACUACCCUCUAGAGAAACGCAGCGUUUUCUCUCGAGCUCGUGGAGAGCUUGGCUUGCGAGUCUUCAUCACAGACGACGACCCUUCUCUUUCACCUUCUCUCCCAACCCCAAUCCCUGUUCCAGAAUCUCCUCGAGCUUACAUCCCAAGCCCACGUCAAGAGCCUGUGAAGUCUGAUGCGAACAUGGUCGUCUCUAAUGAGAGAACAGAGCCAAGAACAGAGCCUAAGCCUAAAUCACGCACGUUCUAUAACGUUUCUCCUUCAGUGAACCAACAGCCGCCGCCGCCGCCGAUGAUGAACUAUAGCGCUCACGAGAUGAGAGCUGCGCCGAUGCCUCCACGUGUUGUUCAAGUCAACGCGCCAGGUCCGUCCUCGCACCAGCUUCCACCGGACUUCUCAGUUAAAGAGACGAGUCCUUUCCUCGGAGGCGGACAGAUCAUCGGAGGAAGAGUAGUUCGUGGUGCAAAGAGGCCGGCAAGCGGCACGUAUGAUCUCGUCGAAGAGAUGAGGUUUCUCUACGUGAGAGUCGUGAAGGCGCGUGAUCUUCCAACAAAAGACCUUACCGGAAGCUUAGACCCUUACGUCGAAGUGAAAAUCGGAAACUUCAAAGGCGUCACAACACAUUUCAACAAGAAUUCGGAUCCGGAGUGGAACCAAGUCUUUGCCUUUGCUAUAGAGAAUCUUCAGUCCAACAUUCUUCAAGUUGUGGUCAAGGAUAAAGACAUAGUCCUUGACGAUUUCGUCGGGAUUGUUCGGUUCGAUCUCCAUGAGGUUCGGUCUCGUGUUCCUCCGGAUAGUCCCUUAGCUCCAGAAUGGUAUAGAUUGGAGAACAAGAAAGGGGAGAAGAAGAAGUCGGAGGUCAUGCUUGCUGUUUGGGAAGGAACACAAGCUGAUGAAGCUUUCGGAGAUGCAAUCUUCUCUGAUUCCUUGCCUUCUUCAGAGAGCUCCAUCUCCAACAUCAUAUCCGCUAACCUGCGCUCCAAGGUCUACCAUUCUCCAAGACUAUGGUACCUUAGGGUUAAGAUAAUAGAGGCUCAAGACGUGAUCAUCACGUCAGACAAAAGCCGUGUUCCCGAGGCCUUUGUGAGGAUCCAGAUCGGUAAUCAAAUGUUGAAGACUAAACUCUCUCAGAGAAGCAUUCAUCCGAAAUGGAACCAAGAGUUCAUGUUUGUAGUCGCAGAGCCGUUUGAGGAACACAUGGUCAUCUCAGUGGAAGACCACUCUGCUCCUAACAGAGAUGAGCCUGUAGGCAAAGCUGUGUUUCCUCUCUCUUCGCUUGACAAACGUACAGACGAUAGAUCUUUUCGUAGCCGUUGGUUUCAUCUUGAAGACUCCAUCUCAGACGCAAUGGAUGCUGAUAAACUCAAGAAAGUGAAAUUCGCUACUAGGCUCCAUCUAGCUGCGGUUCUUGAAGGAGGCUACCAUGUAUUUGAUGAGUCUACUUACUACAGCAGCGAUCUCAGACCAACAGCUAAACCGCUCUGGAAAAAAGAGAUCGGAGUCUUGGAGCUCGGGAUACUCAACGCAAACGGGCUCCAUUCCAUGAAAUCCCGAGACGGGAAACCAACAGCGGACACGUACGUUGUAGCCAAGUAUGGUCACAAGUGGGUUCGAUCAAGAACAGUAAUCAACAGCUUGAGUCCAAAGUUCAACGAGCAGUACACGUGGGAGGUUUAUGACCCGGCAACGGUUUUAACCAUCUGCGUCUUCGACAACACUCAUUUCGAAGCUGGACAUAGCGGAAGCAACAAAGAUCAGACGAUUGGUAAAGUCCGUAUCAGACUCUCCACACUUCAGACGGGACGUGUCUACACACACGCUUACCCUUUGCUUGUUCUGCAAGCUUCUGGUCUCAAGAAAAGAGGAGAGCUUCACUUAGCCGUGAGAUUCACUUGCACUUCAGUCUCCGGUAUGCUGGUCAAAUACACAAAGCCUCUCUUGCCUAAAAUGCAUUACAUACAGCCUUUAUCGGUGAGCCUACAGGAAGUUCUUAGGGCUCAGGCUUUCAACAUCAUCGUGGCUCGUCUAGGCCGGUCAGAGCCGCCGCUUAGACGGGAAGUGGUUGAGUAUAUGACUGAUGCCAAGACUCAUCUGUUCAGCAUGAGGAGAAGCAAAGCCAACUUCUUUAGGUUCACGACGGUGUUCUCUGGUGUGAUGUCGGUUUGGAAAUGGAUGGGACAGGUGUGCACGUGGAGCACGCCGGUGACGACGGCUCUGGUCCACGUGCUGUACACGAUGCUUGUGCUGUUCCCGGAGAUGAUUUUGCCGACUGUGUUUCUGUAUAUGGCUGUGAUUGGCAUGUGGAGUUACAGGUUUAGGCCUAGGUUUCCUCCUCAUAUGGACACGAAGCUAUCUUACGCAGAGAGUGUGAAUGCUGAUGAGCUCGACGAAGAGUUUGAUAUCUUCCCCACCGUUAAAGCUCCGGACAUUGUUAAAAUGAGGUACGACCGGCUGAGAAUUGUGGCCGGUAAGAUACAGACGGUGGUCGGAGAAAUAGCAGCACAGGGAGAGAGAGUGCAAGCGCUGCUGAGCUGGCGUGACCCACGCGCCACCGCAAUUUUCAUUACCUUCUGUUUCAUCACUGCCAUGGCUCUCUACAUUACCCCUUUUAAACUUGUGGCUCUGCUCUCCGGUUACUACUUCAUGCGACACCCGAAGCUCCGUCACCGGAUCCCCUCCGCUCCUUUCAACUUCUUCCGACGACUUCCGGCCAUGACAGACUCUAUGCUGUGA